UGGUGGUGGAUCAGGGUUGGCAGGGCCAAAUGCUGCCUCAGAGAGAAAACUUUAUGUGGGAAAUCUCCAUUUCAACAUGACAGAGUUACAGCUUAGACAGAUUUUUGAAGCUUUUGGGCCAGUGGAGCUUGUGCAAUUACCUACAGAUCCUGAAACAGGGCAUUGUAAGGGUUUUGGAUUUGUCCAAUUUGCUCAACUCGAACAUGCAAAGGCAGCUCAAAGCUUGAAUGGCAAGCUUGAAAUUGCGGGUCGCACCAUCAAGGUUUCAUCCGUUACUGAACAUGUCGGAGUACAAGAUGCUGGAGCUAAAACUGCAGAUUUUGAUGAUGAUGAAGGAGGUGGCUUGGUGAGUUUGCUCUUAAAUCAUUAUAUUGGAGGACUUUGCAUGCCAUUUUUCCCCUUAAGUAGGUUAGAUACUUCGGAAAUUAUGAGUAUGAUAGUGGUGGUAAAAGGUCGAUCCAUGUGUUCUCAUUUGAUAGGCUAUCUGUUAGACAUAACCAGAGAAAAGUGAUGUUCUAGUUUACUG
Molecule: messenger RNA, 526 nt
Organism: Nicotiana tabacum (common tobacco)
Lineage: Eukaryota; Viridiplantae; Streptophyta; Magnoliopsida; Solanales; Solanaceae
Source: RefSeq, a predicted model, not a curated record